Medicago truncatula (barrel medic) is the source of this 1359-nucleotide messenger RNA. Its product is annotated as protein SRG1. The record is from RefSeq and is a predicted model, not a curated record. The coding region runs from base 52 to 1131 and encodes 359 amino acids. Lineage: Eukaryota; Viridiplantae; Streptophyta; Magnoliopsida; Fabales; Fabaceae. The transcript is spliced from 4 exons.
GCCAUAUCUUAUUUUGCUUGUUAUAUACAUUGCGAAUUAAUAACAAAGAAAAUGGAAGGAAUCAAGAACCCAUCAGGUACUUCUCUUUUGGUACCAUCAGUUCAAGAGUUAUCUAAAGAUGGAAAUAUUUCAACCGUUCCACCAAGAUACAUUCAGCCUAAUCAUCAAGACUUGAUUCUCUCUGAAGUUGAUACUAACCUUCAAAUUCCAGUUAUUGAUAUGUAUAAGUUGCAUUCAGAAGAACUUGGGAGUUCAGAAUUGGUUAAGCUUCACCUUGCUUGCAAAGAUUGGGGUUUCUUUCAGUUGGUAAAUCAUGGUGUUAGUUCAAAUUUGAUUGAGAAAAUAAAGUUGGAGAUACAAGAUUUCUUCAACCUUCCAAUGUCAGAGAAGAAAAAGUUUUGGCAAACUCCCCAACAUAUGGAGGGAUUUGGACAAGCAUUUGUUAUGAGUGAGGAACAGAAACUUGAUUGGGCAGAUAUGUUUUAUAUGACAACCCUUCCUAAACACUCUAGAAUGCCUCAUUUAUUUCCACAACUUCCUCAUCCUUUAAGAGACACACUCGAGUUAUACUCGCAAGAAAUGAAAAAUAAAGCUAUGGUUAUUGUUGGUCAUAUUGAAAAAGCAUUAAAGAUUAAGGAAAAUGAAAUAAGAGAGUUAUUUGAAGAUGGGAUACAAAUGAUGAGGAUGAACUAUUACCCUCCUUGUCCUCAACCAGAAAAGGUUAUUGGCCUCACAAAUCAUUCGGAUCCUCAAGGUGUUACUCUCCUCCUACAACUCAAUGAAGUAGAAGGUCUCCAAAUAAGGAAAGAUGGUAUGUGGGUUCCUGUUAAGCCCCUGCCCAAUGCCUUCAUUGUCAACAUUGGGGACGUGCUAGAGAUAUUAACAAAUGGAAUAUAUCGAAGUAUUGAACACCGAGCAAUAGUGGACACUAAAAAGGAAAGGCUUUCAAUUGCUACAUUCCACAGCUUGAAUCAAGAUGGUAUUGUAGGUCCUUUGGAGAGCUUAAUCACUGAAGAAACACCACCUCGGUUCAAAAAAGUUGGAGUAGAUGAAUACUUUAAGAACUUCUUUGCUCGUAAACUUGAAGGAAAGGCCUUCAUCGAUGACAUGAGAAUAGAGCAUGAUGAUUGAAUUUGAUAAAUUAUAGGGAAUUAACAGAAAUAUACACAAAUUGGAAAGUUUGUGUUAUCAUAUAUGGCUUUCAUUAGUGCAUGAUAUUAUAAAAUAAGAGAGUUUUGUCACUAUAAUAGUAUAGGCUACCAUAAGAAUAAAGAUGAAUUACUCUCAUCCUAAUUUAUGUUUGAUGCAUUUGCAUUUAAUUAUAUAAUAAUCCUAUGUUCCUAAAUACAUUGUUUUGAA